AACCACCUUGUUCUUCUUCAUAUAGUAACGCAAACGCAUUUGGCAAAUAACCUUAAAGUACUCUCGUACUGACUCUCUCUCUCUCUCUCUCUCACUCAUUGUCAUAUCUUUGCUAGGUCCAUCAAAGAAGCAGUGAGCUUCCAAAUAAAAUGAACCCAUAAUCAUAAUCAUCAUCAUCACCACGCCUCUUCCUUCUUUCUCUUUCAUUUUCUCCCCACCUUUCACAAUGUCAUCGAUAAACCACUAUUCACCGGAAACAACACUAUACUGGACCAACGACCAACAGCAACAAGCCGCCAUGUGGCUGAGUAAUUCCCACACCCCGCGUUUCAAUCUGAACGACGAGGAGGAGGAGGAGGAAGACGACGUUAUCGUUUCGGACAAGGCUACUAAUAACUUGACGCAAGAGGAGGAGAAGGUAGCCAUGUUCGAGAAGCCGUUGACGCCGAGCGACGUCGGGAAGCUGAACCGGCUCGUGAUUCCGAAACAGCACGCGGAGAAGCACUUCCCUCUCGACUCGUCGGCGGCGAAGGGGCUGUUGCUGAGUUUCGAGGACGAGUCCGGGAAGUGUUGGCGCUUCCGUUACUCUUAUUGGAACAGUAGCCAGAGUUACGUUUUGACCAAAGGAUGGAGCCGUUACGUCAAAGACAAACGCCUCCACGCUGGCGACGUCGUUUUGUUCCACAGACACCGCUCCCUCCCUCAACGCUUCUUCAUCUCCUGCAGCCGCCGCCAACCCAACCCGGUCCCCGCUCACGUUAGCACCACCAGAUCCUCCGCUUCCUUCUACUCUGCGCACCCACCUUAUCCUGCGCACCACUUCCCCUUCCCAUACCAACCUCACUCUCUUCAUGCACCAGGUGGAGGGUCCCAAGGACAGAACGAAACGACACCGGGAGGGAACAGUAGUUCAAGUGGCAGUGGCAGGGUGCUGAGGCUCUUUGGUGUGAACAUGGAAUGCCAACCUGAUAAUCAUAAUGAUUCCCAGAACUCCACACCAGAAUGCUCCUACACCCACUUAUACCACCAUCAAACCUCUUCUUAUUCUUCUUCUUCAAACCCUCACCAUCACAUGGUACCUCAACAACCAUAAUAGAAUUAGAAUCUAUUAGAUAUAUAUGCCCCUCCCUCUUUAUUAGAUUCUCCCCUUUCUUUUUCCUUUUCCAGCUUCAGGGUUAAGUAUGCCCUUGAAUUAAUUUUAGUCAAUGACCGUGUCGUUAACAUGAACCCAUGAAAGUAACCCUUCUUUAUUAUAAGUAUAUUUAGGUUUACGUUGAAGAUUAUAGAGGAUCUUUCUUGUCUUGAAUUAGGGUGAUGCAUACAAAUGGGAAUGCCUUGUUUAUUCGUUUUAUCGGAUCUUCUUGUUCCCUGUCACUCGAGCAUAUUAAUUAUCGACUAAGCUGUGAAUGUCAGAUCAUGGGACCUUUUUUUUAUCAA
Glycine soja is the source of this 1437-nucleotide messenger RNA. RefSeq names its product B3 domain-containing protein At2g36080-like. NCBI's taxonomy places the organism in Eukaryota, Viridiplantae, Streptophyta, Magnoliopsida, Fabales, Fabaceae. The coding region runs from base 227 to 1093 and encodes 288 amino acids. Gene Ontology annotation, molecular function: DNA-binding transcription factor activity; DNA binding. The transcript has 2 exons. The record is from RefSeq and is a predicted model, not a curated record.